Molecule: messenger RNA, 1596 nt
Organism: Moesziomyces aphidis
Lineage: Eukaryota; Fungi; Basidiomycota; Ustilaginomycetes; Ustilaginales; Ustilaginaceae
Source: the annotation of a GenBank genome assembly
AUGUCAUCCGAGGACUUGCGCCCAGCAGAUCUCUUGCCAUCUCUCGAGCCGCCACGUGCACCCGUGCGACCCAUCAUCCCAACCUUGGCGCCGCGCAUCGCCUUCACAACCCUUUCCCAAGACCUCGGCUCCAACAAGUCGCAGCAGUGGAUCUCCACCACCCACGUCUAUCCAGCCGCAUGGCCUCGCUCGCAUCCGCGUUCGGCCAAAUCCGACAUCUACAACACUGGCGUGCCAUCCUCCUCGAGCCUGGGGCCCCUCCCAUCGGAUCCAGAAGCGGCCAAAGCGGAACAGCGCCGACGCCGGGAGGCCGACUUUGCACACUGGCUCGAUGUAUGUGGCGGAAAGGACCACGGGGGUCAGCGCAAUGUCAUGCGCACGCUGCGCAAAGGAUGCUUGAAGUCGGGACAUAUCCAGAGGAUAACCGAGGCAAGGACGGCCAACGAGGCUCAGCUCUGGAUGGCUGUCAACCGCAUCGUACCCGCGCAUCUCGAAGACGACGUCCACAAAGGCGCCCAUGCCAAAGAUACUCGCCAAGGAAUCACCUUGGUCGUUGCGCAUGCCAACGGCUUCCACAAGGAGAUCUUUGAACCCGCAUUCGAGUCGCUUGUCAAGAAGCUGCAGACCGACGAGCUCCGCGGCAAGUAUCGCAUCGACGAGAUCUGGAACUUUGACUGCACACAUUCCGGCCAAGCUGGUAGCAUCAACCGCGACCUCCUCGGCGACACCAUCAGCUGGGCAGACCAUCCGCGCGACAUGAUCAAAUUCCUCGAACACUACCUUCCCGACACUCCGUCUCACCCUUCUGCCGAACCAGCAUGGCUGCCUACCUUCCUACCGUCGCACAAGGCCUCCUCGCCCAACGCCAAGCGUCGUCUGGUCGGCAUGGGACAUUCCUUCGGAGGUGCAUCGCUCUCGUUUGUACUCCAUGCGAGACCACGUAUGCUCGAAGGACUCAUGCUCGUCGACCCGGCUAUCAUGCAUCUCGAUGAUGAAAAGGCCUUCAAGAUCGACAACCUUUUCGAGGGUAUCAUCCCGCCGAUCGCCGACUUUCCGCUUGCUCGCGGUGCCAUCGCACGCAAGGACACCUUCGACUCGCUGCCUGACGCCAAAGCAUACUUUGAGUCCAAGCCGUUCUUCAAAGUUUGGGAUCCGCGUGUGCUCGAUCUGCACCUCCGCUUCGGUCUGCGCCCCUCAGCGGUACCUGCAUCCCGCGCUCUGGUGGCGGACGACCUGCACGAGAAUGACCUCAAGCGCACCGGGCUCGAGCUCAACAACACAAAGUGGCACGAGGCUGCCGCAUUCUCCUCGACGUGGAUGGGAUACAUCGGCAGGAACGGCAUGCUACGUACCAACCACGGCGCAUGGGUGGGCAUGGUCAAUAUGGAAGGCGGCUUCAACAACUUCCAGCUUGCGGCAGAGAUCGACAAGCUGGAUCGCGGCUUCAGCGUGACCAUCGAGGGCAACCAUCUCGUCGCACAAGAAGAGCCAGAUGCGCUCGCCGGUGCGCUAGCCCAGAUAUUUGAGGCGCAAAAGGACCCAAGCACACUCAAGGAAAAGAAGCUCACUCGCCAGCUGCAAAAACCAAGACUGUAA